UUCUAUCUUCCAGAAACUCAACCGCCGGAACUGCCCAGGCAACCCUCGAGUGACUCGCCAACCGGCUCAACGCAACCCUGGAGUGACUCGCCAGCCGUCCCACAGCCCCCAUCCUCACCCCAUUCCCCGCCCUCGAUCGCAGACACCCGCGAAGGAUUGGUCCCUAAACGCC
Dicrocoelium dendriticum is the source of this 172-nucleotide messenger RNA. The record is from the annotation of a GenBank genome assembly. NCBI's taxonomy places the organism in Eukaryota, Metazoa, Platyhelminthes, Trematoda, Plagiorchiida, Dicrocoeliidae.